Molecule: messenger RNA, 1866 nt
Organism: Amborella trichopoda
Lineage: Eukaryota; Viridiplantae; Streptophyta; Magnoliopsida; Amborellales; Amborellaceae
Product: calcium/calcium/calmodulin-dependent Serine/Threonine-kinase
Source: RefSeq, a predicted model, not a curated record
UGGAUUAAAAAAAUUAUUAUUAUUUUUAAAAAUCUUUAUUUUUCUCUUUUUUGGUUCCACUCAUUGAAACAUUCAUAGCAGGAGAAGAUAAAUCCCCAGCUCUGUUUCUCUGAAUUUAAGUUUAGCUCAUUUUUUAUACUGAUUUCUUCCAAAUUAACUACCCUGAAAAAAGCCUACUACCCACCCUCAAAAUUCCAUUUAUAUAUAUCCCCAAAACAUCCACUUUCUCUCCCUCAAAAAAACAGAGCUUCAAGACCCAGCCAUGAAAAGUUGUGUCAUUUUAGUUUUCCUUGUCUUCAAGAUAGUGGUUUCUCACUCCAGAUGUGAUACAGAAACAGCUGUUUUAGGAGGAGAGAGAAAAUUGGGUAAGGGUUAUGUUUCAGCAGUUGGGGACCCUGGCAUGACAAGAGAUGGGCUGAGAUUGGGUCUUGAGGCAUGGAACUUUUGCAAUGAAGUGGGUGAAGAAGCACCCAAAAUGGGUAGCCCAAGAGCAGCUGAUUGCUUUGAUAUCUCAGCCUCUUCUCUCUCUAAAAGACCUUCAUUGCUUCAUAAGGUGACAGAAGCUGAUAAUAAACUAAGCGUUGGAGGCCCAUUUGAGGGCGCAAGUAACAAGGCCAUGAACAAUACUGACCUCUAUGCAGUAGAGAAAGAGCUCUAUUUGGGCUCAAAAUGUGAAGUUGCAGACACCCCAAAUCCAUGGCAGUUUUGGAUGGUGAUGCUAAAAAAUGGAAACUUUGACACUAAAUCAGGUUUAUGCCCGCAAAAUGGCAAAAAAGUUGGGCCUUUUGAUCAACCAGGAAGGUUCCCCUGCUUUGGCCAUGGAUGCAUGAACCAGCCAUUACUGAACCAUGAAUACACCAGUUUAUCAGAGGAUAUGAGCUUAAGGGGGAGUUUUAAUGGGAGUUAUGAUUUAGAUGCAAAUCUUGGAGAUGGGUUUAAAGGUAUUUCAUUUUUUGAGGUAAUUUGGGAGAAGAAGAUUGGAGUUGGGAGUUGGGCUUUUAAGCACAGAUUGAAGACUUCAAAGAAAUAUCCAUGGCUGAUGCUUUAUCUCAGAGCUGAUGCUACUAAAGGAUUCUCUGGUGGCUACCAUUAUGAAACCAGAGGGAUGCUUAAGACUAUACCUGAAUCACCCAACUUCAAAGUAAGGCUCACCCUCGACGUGAAGCAAGGGGGUGGCCCAAAGAGCCAAUUCUACCUACUCGACAUGGGCAGUUGCUGGAAAAACAAUGGAGCACCAUGUGAUGGCGACCCCACGACCGACGUAACUCGGUACUCCGAAAUGAUACUCAACCCUGAAACACCAGCAUGGUGUAGUCCAACUAACCUCGGUGCAUGCCCACCAUUUCACAUACUCCCCAACAACGCCAAAAUAUUUAGGAAUGAUACACAACAUUUUCCAUACUCCGCCUACCACUAUUACUGUUCACCGGGAAAUGCAGAGCAUCUCGAACAACCUUCGAGUACCUGUGAUCCUUACAGUAAUCCACAGGCUCAAGAGCUUGUUCAAAUACUUCCUCACCCUGUUUGGGCAGAGUAUGGUUAUCCAUCAAAGCGAGGAGAAGGGUGGGUUGGUGAUUCAAGGACAUGGGUGCUUGACGUUGGCGGGCUUUCAAGUAGGCUGUAUUUCUAUCAGGAUCCUGGUACUCCACCUGCAAAACGUGAAUGGCCAUCCAUUGAUGUAGGAACAGAAAUGUUCAUCACGGACAAUGAACAAGUUGCAGAGUGGACACUAAUUAACAAGAAGCCAUUGAGGUUCUUCAGGCCAGAAAAGUUUUCUCAACCACAUUGGUAGUGUUACAAGAAGAGAAGCUGAACACAUAUCAUGUAUCUGCCAUGUUGCUAAACUCAGGGAGCAUGCAAAAGUAA